Molecule: messenger RNA, 1092 nt
Organism: Lodderomyces jiufengensis
Lineage: Eukaryota; Fungi; Ascomycota; Pichiomycetes; Serinales; Debaryomycetaceae
Gene: PGA13
Product: Pga13p
Exons: 1
Coding region: 1-1092 (363 amino acids)
Source: RefSeq, a predicted model, not a curated record
AUGAAUUUUUUAUUUUUAUUAUAUUGGUCAUUUUUGUCAGUUGUUGUUUCAGCAAGUCCAUCUUAUUCUAAUACAACAGUUAUUGCAACUCAAGUCAUAGAAACAGAAUAUGUUACGGUUUGUCCAUCAACAACAAUUAUUACUGUUACUCAUUGUGAAAAUAGUCAUUGCACUCCAACCACUAUUUCGGUAUCUGAAUCAACUACUUUAACUUUAACUAGUAUUUUGUGUCCAACUACUACGACUAUCACUCAAGGUGGUACUACAACUACAAACAAUGGUAUUACUACAACUGCAAAAGCUACUACUACUGAAGAAGAAAUUGAAGUUACAAGAUUCAUAGUUACAGAUUAUACAACUAUUUGUCCAGAAUCAACAAUUUUAACAAUCACAAAAUGUUCAAAUCAAUUAUGUCAUCCAUCAGUUACUACUAUAACCGAAUCAACAGAAGUUACAAUUAUAGGAGAAGUUUUGUGUUCAUCAACUGUUACAGUUACAAGUCAAGAACAAAUUCCAAGUUUCGAUACUAUUGUUGUCAUACUUACUAGUGAACAAGUUAUUGGUGGUAAAACCUCAACUAUAACUGAAGCAAAUGAAGUUAUAACAACUAUUCAAGGUGGUUUCACUACUGAAACUGUUUAUUCAUCAACUGAAGUUAUUGAAAUUGGUAAAACUGUUACUUCAACAUAUACAUCAUUAAGUCAAUCCAUAAUUACAGAAAUUCAAACUAUCGAACAUUUUACAACUACAUUUCCUUCUGCAACUAAUGUCAUUAUUAAAACUUGUGAUGCUUGUAAUCCAACUACCAUAUUAGCAACUCAAGGUCAAACAUUAUCUUUUGAAACAGUGAUUGUAUCUAACGAAGUUACUUCUUUUAAUCCAGUUACAAUUACAACUACAACUACAAAUUCACCAUGUCAUACUUGUGGUAAUAGUAACCCAUCAAUUCAACCUAUUAUUGGAUCUGGCUCAGAAUUAGGUAGUGGUUCAUCAACAACUAAUGGUAUUAUUACUGUUGCUGGCGGUAAUUUGAUUAAAAUUGAAUCUUAUUUCUUUGGUUUGGUUGUUCUUUUAAUUAGUUUUGUCAUUUGA